Molecule: messenger RNA, 479 nt
Organism: Petromyzon marinus (sea lamprey)
Lineage: Eukaryota; Metazoa; Chordata; Hyperoartia; Petromyzontiformes; Petromyzontidae
Source: RefSeq, a predicted model, not a curated record
UGGUGUCUAAGAUCAGCCUCUGCGGAGGAGCCUUGUAAAAGACGCGAUUGGGCAGUCGGAGGCAGUUGCCCCUCCCAACAACAACGAACGGCAGAGGAGCGACGCUCACAACAACGAGCGGAGGAGUGCCGGGCAGCUAAAACGCAUCAGUGGAAAUGCGUGCUCUGCAUCUCGUACGUGAGAACUGGCCGCUGAUGUUGGUGCCUCUGGGCUUCGUGAUCGGAUGGCGCCUCGACCGACACUUUGACUCCACCAUGGUCGACUACCGCAACAAGAGCAAGUUGUUCGCGAGGGAACUCAAACCCGGGGAGACGGUGACCUGGAAGUGAGGGGUUGGCUCCCCGUGACGCCCCCGACCCUUGCCCCGAACCUUCACCUGGAAGCCACCCACACUGAGAUGUCAGCCCCUCGUGUGAACUUUGAAUUGUUUCGUUUGUCCUUAUGCGAGUCGGGUCUUAAUAAACGGCCUGGCUGAUGCU